Mandrillus leucophaeus (drill) is the source of this 1244-nucleotide messenger RNA. RefSeq names its product latrophilin-3-like. Gene Ontology annotation, biological process: signal transduction. The transcript has 5 exons. NCBI's taxonomy places the organism in Eukaryota, Metazoa, Chordata, Mammalia, Primates, Cercopithecidae. The annotation marks the transcript as partial. The record is from RefSeq and is a predicted model, not a curated record.
UGGUCUCUUCAGCAGCGUCUUUUCUUAAGCGGCGGCGGCAGCAGCAGCAGCAGCAGCAAGAGGAGAAGCAACCCCAGCUAUGACUGCCGCAUGUUAAUAGCUGCCGCUGGGUCCCUCGGCUGCUGCUGGAGACAGAGCCUGACUCCGAAGUUGUGCAACUGUGGACUGGCAGAGACAUUUGAACCCUCUUUUCUCUUCGCUCCGCUUUUGCCCCCUUGGGGUGUGUGAAGCGAGGAACGUAAAGGAAGGCGAGCAUUUGGCUCUCUUUUUCCUUCCCCUUUCUCCGUGGCUGUGUAGCAGAAGAAAGGGAAGAGAGACUUUUUGUUGUUGUUUCCUUGACUGGGGUCUCCACCCUCCUGCUGCUUUCUCUGCGCUUCGAUUCUCGUUCUUUGCCGCGUGUGGUUGGGGGUGUCUGCACAGGGGCCGGCCGGUCUUUUGACCCGAGCUCAAUGGCUGGAUUGUGGAAACUGCACCCGCCUUCAGGUUGUUGAGCAACUGAUGGGACGAUCUCAGGGACCGGCGGUUACGAAAGAAAUGUUUAAUUUGGUAAAUCGGAGGAAAAAACCAUGGAUUUUUAGCAAUUGAAGAGCAAAUUAAGGUUUCAGAUUUGGGAUAUUGGUGUUUCUGUUUCGGAAGAAUUAUUCUUUUUAUUUUUAAUUUAAAGAAAAUUCAUCAGUUUCGGAAUACAGAAGAGGAACUAGAAAUAUACGUAUUUUGUUUCACAUUUGAACAGUCAUUCUUGAGGAAUACUCCAUACCUGAGUGGACAGCCAUGUGGCCAUCGCAGCUACUAAUUUUCAUGAUGCUUUUAGCUCCAAUAAUUCAUGGUGGCAAGCACAGUGAACGACAUCCAGCCCUUGCUGCUCCAUUGCGACACGCUGAGCGCAGCCCAGGAGGCGCUCUUCCACCCAGACAUCUACUUCAGCAGCCAGCUGCAGAGCGCACCGCCGCUCAUCGUGGACAAGGGCCCCGUGGAGCUACCAGAGGAGUUCGUGGUCCAGGUGCCCAAGGAGCACAGAUUGCAGCCCAAGCUUUCAGCCGUGCCCCAAUUCCGAUGGCUGUGGUCCGCAGAGAGCUAUCCUGUGAGAGCUAUCCUAUAGAGCUCCGCUGUCCAGGAACAGACGUCAUCAUGAUAGAAAGUGCGAACUAUGGCAGGACUGAUGACAAAAUUUGUGACUCUGACCCUGCUCAGAUGGAGAAUAUCCGAUGUUAUCUGCCAGAUGCCUAUAAGAUUAUGUCUCAAAG